This is a messenger RNA of Arabidopsis lyrata subsp. lyrata, 1074 nucleotides long. RefSeq names its product protein PEROXIN-4. The record is from RefSeq and is a predicted model, not a curated record. Bases 432 to 905 code for a protein of 157 amino acids. NCBI's taxonomy places the organism in Eukaryota, Viridiplantae, Streptophyta, Magnoliopsida, Brassicales, Brassicaceae. The transcript is spliced from 7 exons.
AGAGGGAUAUGAGAACACAAUUUGGGAGAUAAGAUCCCUUCUUCUUCUUCUUCUUCUUCGAUUGUGAGAAGCCAUAAGAAAGGGUUCGAUUGCUCUCUCUCUAUAUCUUUCAUCUUUCUCAUUUUUACACUCUCAUAGAUUGAUAGAUUCUCUUUUUUUGGGAAUCUGAUUUUGAAUUGAUUCAUAUGAUUGGGGUUUAAUGGGUGAAGUGUACUCGUGUUCGUGUGUUCUCUAAAGGUGAUUCUCUAAAGGGACUGAUUCAUACAUAUAGUGGAAAUUAUUUGGCAGUUUCAUUCCUUCUUUAAGUAAAAGUGAAAGAAUUGGGACUUAUGACAGAUGUCAGAUGGAGAGAGUUGCAGUUACUUGUAAAUUAAGAUCCUUUGUUUUGCAGUUGACAAAUUCGAUCUUGUUCUUUUUGGACCAUUAGAGAGAUGCAGGCAUCAAGAGCGAGACUCUUUAAAGAAUACAAAGAGGUUCAGCGAGAGAAAGUAGCUGAUCCAGAUAUUCAAUUGGUGUGUGACGAUACCAACAUAUUCAAAUGGACCGCUCUUAUCAAGGGACCGUCAGAGACUCCUUAUGAAGGCGGUGUUUUUCAGCUUGCUUUUGCUGUUCCUGAACCAUAUCCUUUGCAACCUCCUCAAGUACGAUUCUUGACCAAAAUAUUUCAUCCAAAUGUGCAUUUCAAGACAGGGGAAAUAUGCCUCGACAUAUUGAAGAAUGCGUGGAGUCCCGCUUGGACGCUUCAGUCCGUGUGUAGAGCUAUCAUAGCAUUGAUGGCUCAUCCUGAGCCGGACAGUCCUCUUAACUGCGACUCAGGUAAUCUUCUAAGAUCUGGGGAUGUGAGAGGGUUCAAUUCAAUGGCACGCAUGUACACACGCCUCGCCGCAAUGCCAAAGAAAGGAUGAUGAUCCUCUUGCUUUUUUCUUUGAAUUUGUAAUGCUAAUGAUUUGCGAGAGUGAAUACAUUUUUUCUUUAACAGUCCAAAUAUUCAACAUCCCGACUUUACCAAUUGCCUCAAACUAGAUAAAGAAGCAAGAGACCUUAUCAUUCAAGCAAUGGCUCGUCAUUAUUCCA